GGCACCACCCUGUGCAACAACGCUGCUGCUGCUGAUCAUUCCCAUCCUCACGAAGAAGAUGUCCAUCGAGCUGGACAGGAAUGGAGUCCCUCAGUAUGCAGGCCAGCCAGAGUAUUUCAAUGAAUACGAAGAGCGAGCCUGGGAUCUCUACCACGGCAGGACUGGAGAGAGGUCUAAGCAGGCCGCGACGGCGCUGCAUUUACGAUCAGGCCUUUCUGGUCCAGCCUACGAGGCAGUGCGCAAGCUCAAGCAUGAGGAGCUGGUAGCUGCUGACGAGUCUGGCGAAUCAAGGCCGGACGGGCUCACUCUUUUCCUCACGACGUUGAAGAAAGAAGUUCAAGAUAUUGCGCCCGUCCGGAGCACCGAGAUUUUCGACAAGGCCUUGUACGGAUCAUCGGUCUGGCGCGACCGCAACGAGUCCAUGGCCAUUUAUGUGACAAGGAGGCGAAAGGAGUACGCAGAGUUGCAGGAGGUCAGCGCCACGACUACGAUCUCAGAAGAUAUCCAGGCCGCACUGAUCCUCAGAUUCUGCGGCAUCAGCAUGAAGGAGCAAGCCGCAGUCCUCGCCUCCAACAAGAACGAGUACAAGCUAGCUGGCAUCGAGUAUGCUCUGCGGGCUCAGUACCCAGCGGUACAUCGACAGCAGGACCGACGCGCUGAUCGCCGAGAGCGAUCCGCCUACGCUUGCGCCGCGUCGGAGCAGGACGAGAACCCGUCAGAGCUCGAUCACAUCUAUUUCGAGGACGAGGACGAGGACGGCUACUACCAGGGCGAGGAGGACGACUACGAGCACGGCGAGGACGACGAGUUCGACAUCGAGAACUACGUCGCGGAGAACCUCGACGAGCUUGGCACCGAGGAGGCAGAGGCCCUCACCCUCGUUCUGCAGAGCCGCAGCAAGAUCUUCAACAAGAAGAAGCCGCCUAGGCGAGUGACUUCGAGCUUCCACGGUCGUGGCAAGGCCGGUGGAAGGGGAGGCCGCCGGGGAGGCGGCAAGGGAUUGACAACCAGGUCGCCCGCAGGGCGAGGAGGCAGCAGCAGUUCGAGUAGUGCCGUCCCUGGCUACGACGACCGACAGCGAGAUGCUCGCCGGCAGCACAUCGCCAACUUGAAGAAGCGGACCCAGUGCUCCGACUGUCACCAGUUCGGGCAUUGGCAGGGCGAUGAUGUUUGCCCCCGUCGGUCGAGCCGGAAGCCUACAUCAGUGUCUCCAGCAAAGAAGCCCGCUCAGAACUACUUCGCGCUCGAGGAGCACGGGGGCAACGACGGCGACAGCGAGCCGUCCGAGGUCGUCAUGGUUCUGAAGGGCGAGAUGGAGCACGUCUGCGAGCACGUGGCCGACGACGCCUGCGAGAAGGUCGUCCGCGGCGCCAACAAGACCACCAGGUGCAUCGCAUGCAGGGAGUGCGACCGCCACUUCACGCUCGCCCACCGCGACAGAGGGUUUGAGCUGUGGAGCUACUUCAUGAAGGCCCUGAUGGGCACGAAGUGGAGCCGCUUCCUGUCCCGCAAGGAGUUCGCGAGGCGGAUUGCCCUGGUGGCCGACGCCCUGAUGGUCCAGGGUCGCCUCCCAUCUACGUAUCGGAGGCGGACGGCGGCGCCCGCAGCGCGACGCCUUUCCGGCAAGCAGCGGCUAUUCGGCCGGCUGCCUGCAAGAGGCGAUGGACCACGUGCACCUACACCGGCGGCCGCAUCUGCGGCCAGUUCUGCGAGGCCGAGUGCUACUGGAUCAGCACCGGCCGCGCCACCUACACCCGAGAAGCGCAUCAUCAAGGUCGACUUGGCCCAAGGCGACCCCGAGCCGAAGCCGGGGCCGGAGCUGGCCUUCCUGUGCGGCAUCCCGCUUCACCACAGCAUCGAGCUGGUGGAGUUCCCGGAUCUCGACGGCGUCGACCAGCUCAACCCGGUCCCGUGCCCAGCGGAGGAUGCGGCGUCCGACCCGGCACUCAUCUGGUACAACAAGUGGGCUGUGGACCAGGCGUAUUUCCUCUACGCCAUUGUGAAGAUCGCGCGUGGCAAGUUCAACGUUGCCCCGCAGCAGAUGAUCGACGGCGACAAGAGGAGGCUCCCCGCCGACAACGAUUGGAUGGAGGUCAACGCCGGCGGCUUCACCAUACCGAUUCAGCCCAACAUCCACCAGCCGGACGUCAUCUCUACCUACGAGUGCUCGGUCAUGGCCGCCACUACCGGCAAUGCCUUCUCGGCGCACGACAACGACGCCGACGCCAUGCUCGCCAUCAUCGACACUGGGUGCACGCGUACCAUGCACGGUGAGUCGUGGCGGGCAGCCUUCGAGCGUAAGCUCGCGAGGCGCGGUCUACAGGUAGUAGUGAAGACCCCGACCUCCCGUGCAUUCAGAGGGAUCGGCGGCCGCGCGAGGAGCACCGCGGCGGUCCGUUUUCCCGUGGGCAUUGGAGGAAAGUGUGGCGAGAUUCUGUCGUGUGAGGUGCCGGGCGACUGCCCGAUGCUGCUCAGCAGGGACAUGCUCACCAAGCUUGGGCUCAGCAUGCGGCUUUCCACGGAGGGCGAUGUCGCCGACUUUGUCAACAUCGGCGUCUACAACCUGAAGCUCCACCACACUAAGGUGGGCCACCCGGCGGUCAACCUCCUUGACCUGCCGAACGAGAGCUACGAGACGGCCGAUUGGGCGGCGCUGACGAUGCCCGAGGAUCACCACCUCGAGUACUUCCCCGAGAAGUUCCACGUCGGCAUCACCUACGUCGAGGAGAGCUCAGUUGAGCCUCUCCCCAGCUUCCUGGACAUCGAGAUCGGCGAGACUACGGACGACGAGUGCCUCCAGACGGUCGUCGACCACGACUACGGACCGGACGUCUUCGCCGCCGAGGCGAUCGAGUGGGGCGGCAAGCGCAACCUCACCAACAAGAAGUCCAAGAAGCUCGAGCAUUCCCUGCAGGCCAUUGCCGUGCAGGAUGAGGUGGUGCAGGCCGUCGUGGAGAAGCAUCCGCCCAGGGCCCGGCUGCCUGCAGGUGCCAGGACAUGGGUCAAGCAGACCUACGCUGGCCAGAUGGGUUUGACAGUGCUCAUGGGCGCGAUGGGCCUCUCGGUCGGCGUCCCACUGGACAAGCACACGGGCUGGGGCGCUACCACCAGGCUGGGCAGGCAGAGGUGCGACGCGGAGAUCACCAACGAGGAGCCGUACUGCCUCGUGGUCUCGCACCCCUGCUCGCCGUGGGGCAACUGGAGCAGAUUCAACAUGGCCCGUUGCCCGGAGACCGAGAGGAAGAUCUUGGCCAAGCGCGAGGCGAACCGCCCCAUUCUCAGGCAGGUGGACUCCUCAGUGGACAGCCGAGUGCGGAGGGGCUUCCACGUGGCGCUGGAGCACCCCCAGGGCUCCGAGGCCUUCGACCAGCCGGAGAUGUCAAGGACGGUCCAGACCUUCGUGGGCCAGUUCGACUACGACGACGGCCGCAACAGCACGCGGCUGGUCACGGAGGGGUGGUUGGGGGCGUGCUCGGAUCUGCCGGACCAGGCAGAGGGGCCGCCACGCUCGUACGGCCCAGGCGAGCCCAGCAUUCAUUCCGAAGUUCAAGGUCAUCGGAACGAUCCUCGAGUAUCCCAGGAGGCCAUCGACAAGCCGGUGCCCCCGGAUGACGAGGCUGUCGACAAGCCGGUGCCGGACGACGAGAUGGGCGUGGGCCUGGAGCGCGGGGAGAAGCGCGGAGGCCUGUCACUUACCCAGCUGGACAGAGCCAUGCGCGAUCCGGAGCGUCUGGAUCGGGGUUCCAUCAAGAAGCCUCGCACCUUCCAGGGCUACGUGGAGGAGGAGUUCAGCGUCAUGGAGGAUGCCCUCCACGAAGUGUUCCUCACCAGCGACUACAAGCCGGACCUGGCUGUCGCCUACGAGUGGCGUCGCACCGACUACGGCAUCAAGAAGUUCAUCACUACGGACAAGCGUGGCCCUCGCUGGUCCAAGGUGCUUCGCCGCAUCACCAGAGACAUCAAGACAGGCAUCGUGAUCGAUGACAUCGACGUCAGAGGUCUUGCUCUUCGCGAUGCUCGCCUUCGUCGGCCUCUGCCUGGUGGCACCACCGCGGUCGAGACCAUCUUCGUUCACGCCGACGAGGACGUGGGCACGAACGACACAGUCGAGUUCGCCUAUCUCACCAAGGGCGCGGUCCGCUCCGAGAUCAGACUUCAAGACCUCGCCCCAGAGCAGAGGAAGGAGUUCGAUCAGGCUAUGGCCAGGGAGUGGCGCAGCUGGACUGAGUUCCAGGCCGUCGAGGUGCUGAGCUUUAGCCAGGCCAAGGAGCUCCUCGACAGGGGUGCCUCCCCAGUUGGGACGCGCUGGGUCCACACGGACAAGAACGCUAAGAAGCGCAACCUCAAGCAGACCUACGACGACAUCCCGCUCGCUGCCAAGAGUCGGCUCGUCGUGCAGGGGGGUUGGCGCGAGUCCAUCUACGAGCCCUGUCUGUUCAUGCUCAGGGACAGCAAGGGCAAGCUCAACGGCUUGCUGUGCACGCACGUCGACGACCUCUUCGUCGCGGGCGCGGGCGAGCAGUUCGAGCGCGUGAUGGAGAUCAUCAAGGACAAGAUUCGCUUUUCCUUCCAGUCCGACACGUUCAGGUACCGUGGCAAGGUCGUGGAGCAGGACAACCAGACUUUCGACAUCAAGAUCGGACAGGCCGCCACGGUCGAGGCGCUGGAGUACAUCACCCUCGAGCCGCACCGCCGGCGCAAGCCCAAUGCGCCACUCACCCCGGAGGAGAUCUCUGCCCUCCGUAGCGGCGUUGGGUCGCUUGGCUGGGUAGCACGGCAGACGCGCCCCGACCUGGCCGUCCACGCUUCACUUGGGGCUCAGGCCAUGAGUGGCCCCAAGAUUCGUGACAUUGUUGCAGUGAAUCGUGCCAUCAAGAUGGCUAAGGACGACGUUGGUUUCAAGCUGAUGUUUUCAUCCCGCCUGGACUGGGACAGUGCCAUCGUGUUCGGCUGCGGGGACAGCAGCCAUGGCAACAUUGACGACCUUACGCUAGGAGAGAAGGUCAAAUCCCAGUGCGGCUAUAUCAUCGGCAUGGCGUCGCCCGACCUCGAGACGGACGCCACCGCGAUCAUACAUCCACUGGAAUGGGCUAGCGCGACGAUCAAGCGAGUGGUUCGUGGAUCGCUAGCAGCUGAAUACAACGGUUUCUUGACGACGGCCGAGAGUGCGGAGUUCCUCAAGCACGUGGUCGCCGAGAUCUCCGACCCCGGCUACUCAUCCUACCAGUUCGACCCGUGCUUCGACGGCAAGCAUCUGCUGCUGCUGACGGACGCGAACGGCCUCGUCACCUCUUUGGAGAAGGACGGUGGUCAGCCCGCUGACAAGCGAGUGCGGAUCCUGAUGGCCCAGAUCCGCCAGCUACUCGGCCAUGACGUGCUGAAGCAGGAGCGAGAGGGAGAUGACUGGAGGAUACGUGUCAGGUGGAUCGACACGAAGCUGAUGAUCGCGGACUCUUUGACGAAGGCCGAUGCUGAGAGGAGUUUCUUGCUAGAGCGGCUGUCUGAGGGCCGCUGGUGUUUAGCGCAGACGAAGGAGAUGCUCGCUGCUAAGGCAGCGGCAGGCGAGGUGGAGCGCCUCUCCGGCGCCGAGCUCGGCGAGCGGGCCUUCGUGGAGCGCGUGGCGGCGGCCGGCAGGCCGGUGCUCCUGUGCGGCGUGGUGGAGGGGUGGCGGGCCUGGGAGGAGUGGCGGCGCCCGGACGGCUCGCCGGACUACGGCCGCCUCGCCCAGGAGUUCCGCGGCGUGACGGUGCCCGUCGUGGACUGCGGCCCGGCCGGUGGCCCCGCGGAGCCCCCGCGGCCGGCGGCGGAGCGCGACGCGGGGGACUUCUUCGACUGGGCGGCGCAGCGCGGCGCGGGCGGCGCGGGCGCGGACGGGGGCCGGCUGCUGUACCUCAAGGACUGGCACAUGGCCCGUGCCUGCCGCGCCGCCGGGGUGCGCCCGCCCUACUCCGCGCCGAGGUACCUGACCGCCCCGCUGCACGACUGGCUGAACCUGCACCUGGAGGACGACUACCGCUUCUGCUACGUGGGCGUCGCGGGCACGUGGACGCCGCUGCACCACGACGUGCUCCUGUCCUACUCUCGGAGCGUCUGCGGCCGGAAGCGCUGGGUCUUCUUCCCCCCGGAGGCGACGCACCUGCUGCUCGCGUGGGAGCGCAGGGUCGAGUUCGUGCAGGAGCCCGGCGAGCUGGUGUUCGUGCCCAGCGGGUGGUACCACCAGGUCGAGAACCUCGACGAUGCUGUCUCGAUCAACCACAACUGGCUGAACGGCAGCAAUGCCCUGCAGGUGUGGGGUUUCCUGCAGUCCGAGCUGCGCGCCGUCCGGAGCGCGAUCGGCGACGUGCGCGAGACCUUCGACAGCGCGCAGGAGUUCGAGGAGCAGUGUGAGGUCCUCAUGCGCGCAAACUGCGGGCUCGGCAGGGCCGGGUGGCUCUCCCUCCUCGCGGCCGCGGCCUCGGCGGCGCUCGGCGAGCUGUCGGCGGGCGCCGCCGCCGAGGACGCGGACCGCCUCUGGGCCGCGCGCUGGGCUGCCGAGCGCGUGCGCGCGGCCGCCGCAGCCGCGCUCGCCGACGUGGCGGAGCAGCAGG
Messenger RNA from Prorocentrum cordatum, 6587 nucleotides. NCBI's taxonomy places the organism in Eukaryota, Dinophyceae, Prorocentrales, Prorocentraceae. The record is from the annotation of a GenBank genome assembly.